Solanum verrucosum is the source of this 1500-nucleotide messenger RNA. RefSeq lists its product as uncharacterized. Gene Ontology annotation, biological process: lipid catabolic process. The record is from RefSeq and is a predicted model, not a curated record. The coding region runs from base 71 to 1429 and encodes 452 amino acids. The transcript has 5 exons. Lineage: Eukaryota; Viridiplantae; Streptophyta; Magnoliopsida; Solanales; Solanaceae.
UUGACUAUGCUGCUAGUUAGUCUCAAGGACAUUCUUAAUCAACAGUCUAACAACUAGGCCAUAGGCAAUAAUGUCUGUUCUCUGUGGUUUACCCCCUCUCCUUGAAUGUGUAUACUGUGUAGCUUGUGCCCGCUGGGCAUGGAAGCGGUGCCUCCAUAGUGCAGGACAUGACAGCGAAAAUUGGAGUGUUGCCACGGCUGAAGAAUUUGAACCUGUCCCUAGGCUAUGCCGAUACAUAUUGGCUGUAUAUGAAGAUGAUCUUAGACAACCUCAGUCGGAACCACCUGAAGGAUAUGGAGUUAAUCCAGAUUGUUUAAUUGUGAAGAAAAACUAUCCAGAUACCGGUGGUCGAGCACCACCAUAUCUCUUAUAUCUGGAUCAUGAUCAUGCUGACAUAGUUCUUGCUAUUAGAGGUCUUAAUUUGGCGAAGGAGAGUGAUUAUGCAGUCUUGUUGGACAAUAAGCUGGGCAAACGGAAAUUUGAUGGUGGGUAUGUUCACAAUGGCUUAUUAAAAGCAGCUGGAUUGGUGUUAAAUGCCGAAUGUGAGAUCAUGAAGCAAUUGCUGGAGAAAUAUCCAAACUAUACCUUAACAAUUACCGGACAUUCACUUGGGUCAGGUGUAGCAGCGUUAUUGACAAUGGUGAUAGCACAAAAUCUUGACAAGCUGGGCAAUAUUGAUAGGAAAAGAAUCAGGUGCUUUGCUAUUGCACCAGCUAGAUGUAUGUCACUGAAUCUGGCAGUGAGAUAUGCAGAUGUCAUCAACUCCAUUGUGCUUCAGGAUGAUUUCUUGCCACGGACAGCAACCCCCUUGGAAGAUAUAUUCAAGUCACUAUUCUGUUUACCAUGCCUCUUAUGCCUAAGGUGCAUGAGAGAUACAUGCAUCUCAGAAGAGAAGAUGCUCAAGGAUCCACGAAGGCUUUACGCCCCAGGUCGCCUCUACCACAUUGUUGAGAGGAAACCUUUUAGAUGUGGACGAUUUCCACCUGUUGUGAAGACUGCAGUUCCAGUGGAUGGGAGAUUUGAGCACAUAGUUCUCUCUUGUAAUGCUACUUCUGAUCAUGCAAUUAUCUGGAUAGAGAGAGAAGCACGAAGGGCUUUGGAAUUGAUGCAAGAGAGAGAUCAUGUAACGAAAAUUCCAGCAAAGCAAAAGAUGGAGCGACAACAGACAUUAACUAGAGAGCACAACGAGGAGCAUAAAGCUGCUCUACAGAGAGCUGUCACCUUGGCUGUUCCACAUGCUUUUCCACCUUCUUUUUACGGAACUUUUGAUGAACUAGACGAAGAACAGUCUGAUACAUCAGUCCGGGAUUCAUCCCCAGGGUCGUCAAGUAGAAGCAAAACCAAAGAUAACUGGGAUGAACUGAUUGAGCGUCUAUAUGACAAGGAUGAAUCAGGUCAUAAGAUAUUAAAAAGAUCAAGAUCCCAGUGAUACACAAUGUUGUAAACUCAUCAUUCUUUGAUUAAACCAUAAUUCUUUUAAUCUCAUUUUGAUUGACACUA